AUGAAACAUAACGUGACAAUCUAUCAAAAAUAUCUUGAGCCAGGGCAUACGUACAUGGAAUGCGAUUCAGUACACGCUAAUAUUGAACGAAAACUGAAAAAUCGUGAAAUUCAUUUGCCAAGUGACUACUUAUCAGUCACUAGGGAAGCACGGCAGAAUCCCAGGCCCUAUGAAGCUAUCGAUUUGGAUUUUUCAUUUUUCUUAAAUUUUGCUUCCAACGAACAUCUUAGAUACUCUUCCAUACGCCCUGGAAGACUGAAAGACGACCCUACUGUGACGGAUAUAAAAGCCCUCAAGUACGAAAAUGGCAAAAUUGAAGUCAAAAUCAAUUAUGAUACUGAAUGGCAAGAGUUACCUGCUAGACCAAAAGAAAUCCCCAUAAUAGAGAAAUAUCCACGGAUGCUUAAUCAGCGAUGCAAGAUACCGGAUAAUAAGUGGAAACACCUUCAAGAACUUAAAACAGUCCAUGUCCAUCAUUUUUAUGAUAACCUGCCUCAUUGA
Ceutorhynchus assimilis (cabbage seed weevil) is the source of this 501-nucleotide messenger RNA. The record is from the annotation of a GenBank genome assembly. Lineage: Eukaryota; Metazoa; Arthropoda; Insecta; Coleoptera; Curculionidae.